UCUCUAUCACUCCUAUUAUCCUUUCCAUUAAUAUGUCGUGUGAGAGGAGAGUUUGUGUGGAUCUGUGUGAUGAUUCUGAGUGAGCAAUUAGUUUUAUGGAUUUUAUUUGGCUAUGUGAGAUUUUGUUGUGACUUUGUGUAUAGUUGAGUUCAACGUAUCAUACUUUACAAGUUAAAUUCUUUGACUGCAGUGAUCUUGGAUUCCUACAAUUUCUUAGUGGCUCUACUUUAUUUGACUUCUUCCACCUGCUACUAUCUUCUUUGCAGGUAUACAAAAUGUCUCUCUUUCGCAUGCAGCAUGACAGGGUGGAAAUUCUUUUCAUCCUGUUGAAUUUCGAAUGUUGCAAUUAGUCAAAUCAGCCUAACAAUUAAACUUUAAUCAAGAUUUGAGUGCACCAUAUAAGGACUUUAAGACUUGAUAUAAUUCUCCAUAAUUCUUGGCUUAAUGGCUUCAAUCAAUUAUGUGAUUUUGGAUUCCUAUGAUUUCCUAGUGGCUAUACUUUAUCUACGCUCCUUCCACCUGCAACUUUCUUCUUCAUAGGAGUAAUAGCUGUGAUGCAUGGCAAAAAUGGCAAGAAUUUGAUGCAACCGAGUCCCGAAGAAGAGAAAACACAAUUGGUCCAGUUGGUGAUAUAGUCCGAAAGAGCAGGAAUCACAUUAUCUCAUCCGAUACACGGUCACAUUAAACUCUAUCCUGCAUGGUAAAUUUCGGAAAAUCAAGACGAAAUUAAGGAGAAUAAAAAUUUUGGGAAAUGGCGGCCGAGAUUGCUGUUCCAAUUGUUGCAGAGCAGGUGGUUCCUCCUGCUGCAAGUUGGAUUAAACGUCAAAUUAGUUAUGUGUUCAACUUCAAAAGAAAUGUUGAUAAUUUUAAUGAUCGACUCCAAAGUCUGAAUCUUAGGAGAGAGACAACCGAGCAUGAUGUUUAUGAUGCAACUACAACAAAAUUGGAAGUGAUUGAAAGGGAGGUUGAAGUUUGGCUACAGGGGGUGACUAGAUUUAAUGAGGAUGCACAAGUUUUUUUAGAGGAAAUAGAGAGGGCAAAGAAGGGUUGCUUCUUUGGGUUAUGCCCUAAUGUAAAGGCAAGGUAUCAGCUUAGUAAAAAAGCUGAGGAAAAAUCGAAUAACGCAGCCAAACAUAUGUCGCAGGGGCAGUUUGCUAGGCUUUCAUAUCGUCCUGCUCCACAAGGAAUACGUUUUCCAACCAUCAAGGAAUAUGAGACCUUUGAAUCAAGAGCAUGCCAUUUUGAAAAAAUUAUGAAUGCCUUUAAGAAUCCUAAUGUAAACAUGAUUGGCGUUUGGGGUAUGGGUGGUGUGGGCAAGACUACUCUUGUAAAGAAAGCUGCUGAGCAAGCCACCAUAGACAAGAUUUUUGAUGUGGUGGUUUUAUCGGAGGUAUCCUCAAAUCCAGACAUGAGAAAGAUUCAAGGAGAAAUUGCAGAGGCCCUAGGCUUCAAAAUCGAGGAGGAGACAAUUUCAGUGAGAUCCAUCCGGUUAUGUGAACGUUUGAUGAAAGAAAUGAAAAUUCUAGUGAUUCUUGAUAAUAUUUGGGCAAGGAUUGAUUUGGGAGAGUUAGGAAUACCUUUCGGGAAUGACCACAAAGGAUGCAAAAUAUUGAUGACGUUUAGAGAUGAGAGUGUAUUAACCGAGAUUGGUACUAAUAGUUUGAAAAUUUGGGUAGAUACAUUAGAUGAUGUGGAGGCUCGGAAAUUAUUUGAGAAAAUGGCAGGGGAUAUCGUGAAGGUUCCCAAUUUGCAACCUCUUGCCAUUGAAAUAGCUAAAAGAUGUGCAGGUCUGCCACUUUUGAUUACCACGGUUGCGAGGGCUCUAAGUAGUAGAAAGGAUUCAUAUACUUGGAAAGAAGCCUUACAACAAUUAGAUAAGUUUGGAAAUGAUGAUUUUGAUGUAGUGUAUUCAGCUCUAGAGUUAAGUUACAAUCAGUUGAGAGGUAAACUAAUGAAAGAGUUGUUCUUGCUUUGUGGUCUACUGAUGUAUACUUCCUUUGAGGAUUUGUUGAACUAUUGCAGGAUCCUUGAUUCUUUUGAAGACAAUAAUCGGCUGGAAGAUAGGAGAAACAAAUUGCAUAAAUUGGUUACAGACCUCAAAUCCGCAUGUUUGUUAUUAGAUGCUGAAAAAGGUUACAUCAAAAUGCAUGAUGUGGUUCGCAAGUUUGCUGUGUCAUUUGCAUGCCAAAAGCAUAAUAUCUUCAUUGAAGAACAUGAUGGUGAAUUGGAGGAAUGGCCCAAAAAGAAUACAGUUGCAAGGUUCUCUUCUGUUUGUUUUCCUCACAAUUUCAUUCACAGACUACUAGAAGGGUUGGAAUGUGAAGAGCUGAAGUUAUUUAUUCUGCAUUCCAAAAAUCGUGAUUUGAAAAUUCCAAGUUCAUUUUUCCAAGGGGUGAGAGGAAUUAUGGUCUUAGAUAUUAAGAAUAUAAUAAUUCCAUCUUUGCCUUCAUCCCUUUGUUAUCUAAACAACCUUUGCACUCUCUCUCUGGAGGAGUGUGAGUUGGAAGAUAUAGGCAUAAUAGGAAAUCUAGUUGGACUGGAAGUUCUUCGCAUUGUGAAUACAAACAUCUCCCGUUUGCCUGAGGAAAUAAGACAAUUGACUCGUCUGAAGCUGUUCAGUGUCAGCAGAUGUUAUAAUCUCAAAGUGAUUCCACCAAAUGUCAUUUCAUCCUUGACUCGAUUAGAAGAAUUGUCGAUUGAAGAAAGCUUUGUGAACUGGGAGGCUGAAGAAGUUGGUCAAAAUGCUUGCCUUGCUGAGUUGAAAAAAUUGUCUGAGCUCACUAGCUUAGAAAUUCACAUUCCGAAUUCCAAUAUUAUGCCAAAUGACUUGUUCUCACACAAGUUAGAAAGAUUUAAAAUAUUAAUAGGAGAUGGCUGGGACUGGAAAUGGCCUAGCAAGUAUGAAACCUCAAAAAGGUUGAAACUCAAACUCUCCACAAGCAUUCAUUUGAAGCCUGAUGUUCAGGAAUUGUUGAAGAAAACUGAAGAUCUUUAUCUCGACGAAUUGGUUGAUGUUAACAGUGUUUCUGAGUUAGAUAGGGAAGGUUUUCCAAGAUUGAGAUGUUUGCAUGUCCAGAAUGGUUGCAACUUCCAAUACAUAGUAAACUCAAACAUAAGGGUUCCUCGUCACCAUUUUUCAGGCUUGGAGGUACUCUCUCUUGAAAACUUGAUUAACCUUAAGAUGAUUUGUCACGGUCAACUUGGAGUAGAGUCUUUUAAUAAAUUGAGAAUUGUGAAAGUGAGAAGAUGUGAAGAAAUCAAUGUGGAUGAACCCAUCUCACUUCUUAAUGGGAAGAUAGUGCUUCCCAUCUUGGAGAAGUUACAUCUAUCUCAUAUUGGUGCUCAAAAAAUAUGGGACAAUAGUCUUCUAGCAAUGCCACGUUGUUUUCAUACAUUGAGAAAUUUGGAAUUGUCAGGCUGUGACAAAUUGAAGUUCUUAUUACCCGUUGAUGUGGUCACAAGUCUCAUUCAACUCGAAAAACUUAUGGUACAAGACUGUAAAUUAAUGGAAGGGAUAAUAGAAGGAGUCGCAGGUCAGAUGAUCUUCCCCCAAUUACGUCGUCUGAAUCUUAGAAGUCUUCCGAAACUCAAAAGAUUCUGCACAGGAAAUUCUAUUGAAUUUCCAUCCUUGUCCUUUAUGUGGAUAGAGAGAUGCCCGAAAUUGAAGUCGUUCAUCUUUGAUGAAAAGGAAGUCAGCAAUGAUGACCUCCCACCUCCUCUCUUUGAUGAAAAGGUGAAACUCCCUACCAUUGAAAGAUUAUACAUCUGGUCCGUUAACCUGAAAAGAAUAUGGCACAAUGAACUCCCCUCAGAAUCCUUUUGCAAACUAGAUAUGCUUUGGCUGCAUGACUGUGAAAAUGUAUUGCACAUUUUUCCGUCUAAUAUGCUGACAAGACUCCAGAACCUACAAAUUUUGCAUAUUGAGACGUGCAAAUCAAUGGAUGUGAUAUUUGAUUUGGAAGGGCCAAAUGCUUUGGAGAUGAUUAUUGCAAAGGCCCCCAUAUUCAGAAAACUAAAGUCCAUAACAAUCCAUAAGUGUCCAAGUCUGAGAUAUAUUUUUCCACUCUCUAUAGGCAGUGGACUUCAGGAACUUGAAGAGUUAGAUAUUUACUUCUGUAUGGCAGUUGAGAAAAUUGUUGCAAUGGAAGGGGGAGAUGCGGAUGUUAGGUUUGAGUUCCCAAAAGUCACUUCCCUGAAACUGCGAGAACUACCAAAACUAAGAAGUUUCUACCCUGGAAUUCAUACCUCAGAAUGGCCACUAUUAAAGAAAUUGAAAGUUGUUGAAUGUAGUAAACUGAAAAUAAUUGCUUCUGAAUGUCGGAAUGUGGAAGAAGGGGUGCAUGAUGAGUAUCUUUUGGAGACCUCAGUGGAGCAACCACUUUUUUUGUAUGAAAAGGAGAUAUUCCCCAACCUAGAAGAAUUGUCAUUGAGUUGGAAUUACAUUAUGAAGCAGAUGUGGCAUGGGGAAUUUCAAUUUGAAAUGUUUUGCAGAUUAAAAUCCCUUGAGGUUAUCAAGUAUCAUGAUGAAUCUUUUCCACCAGGUUUCUUUAAGAAACUGCCAAAUUUGGAAGAACUGAUGGUAAGGCGUAGUUCUUUCGAUGAGAUAUUCCCAAAUGGAGGAGUCAUUGGCGAGGCUGGAGAGCUCUCAACGUUUUGCACUAUCAAAAUUCUGAGAUUGAAAUUUUGCGACAGAUUGAAAAUUCUGUUUCCGUCCUCACUGCUGUCAUUCUGCCAUUUGAUUGAACUGGAUAUAUCAUAUUGUGGUGGAUUGACUUACUUAAUGUCUUGCUCGACAGCUAAAACAAUGAUGCAGCUUGAGAAAUUGACGGUAUUUGGAUGUAAAAUGCUGACGUCCAUUGUAGAAUGUGUAGGGGAACGUGAGGCAGAGGAUGAUAUCAUUUUCCACCAACUGAAAGAACUAGUUAUUGAUGAUAUGCCAAACGUUUCAAGCUUCUGCGGCUCAGCGAAACAUGCAUUCAAAUUACCAUCAUUGGAAGAUGUAUUUGUGGGAGGUUGCCCCAAUCUGAAAACUUUUUGCAAGGGUCCACUUUCCACUUUUAAGCUCCGGAGGCUCGUUGUACUAGGACCAGUAGUAUCUCCAUCAAUAUGGAACACUAAAGAGCAUUGGAAAGGCGACCUCAAUACUACCAUACAGACCUUGUAUAAAGAAAAGAUGACCAUCAGAAUACAGCGCCAAUUUCGGAGUCACGUUGCUCGUAGGGAUUUCAUUGCAUUGCGGAAGGCUUCCAUAGUAAUACAGUGUGCAGUGAGAGGAAAUAUUGCGCGUCAAAUGUUUGAAAGCUUAAAAGGAGAUAUUGCUUUGAAUUGAUGUUCACAUAUAUAAGAGAUCUGCUAAAUGCAUCAUCGGGCUCCAACAAUGCGUCUGUUAAAGAUGGCAAGUUAAGCUUUGUGUGUGUGUCAGGUGAAGAUGUGUGCUGGAAAUCUUUUUUGCUUUCAUAAUUGCAAGUACAGUCAUGCUAUCAAGUAUAAUUCAAUCCAUGGACUUUCGGUUUGAAAA
Molecule: messenger RNA, 5518 nt
Organism: Tripterygium wilfordii
Lineage: Eukaryota; Viridiplantae; Streptophyta; Magnoliopsida; Celastrales; Celastraceae
Product: probable disease resistance protein At4g27220
Exons: 12
Coding region: 752-5329 (1525 amino acids)
Molecular function (GO): ADP binding; protein binding
Source: RefSeq, a predicted model, not a curated record